AUGCCUCGCAAAUUCUUCGUCGGAGGCAACUUCAAGAUGAAUGGAGUUGUCGACUCCAUUACAUCCAUCAUCAACAACCUCAACAAGGCCCAGCGUGACCCCAACACCGAAGUCGUCAUUGCCCCGCCUUCCAUCUACCUGCUGCUGGCCCGCCAGCUGGCCGACCCGCAGAUCGCCAUCUCUGCGCAGAACGUCUACGACAAGCCCAAUGGCGCCUUCACGGGUGAGAUUAGCGUCGAGCAGCUGAGGGAUGCCAAGAUCGACUGGACGAUCAUCGGACACAGCGAGCGGAGGGUGCUGUUGAGGGAAGACGACGACUUUGUUGCCCGCAAGGUCAAGGCUGCCAUUGACGGUGGCCUCAGCGUCAUCCUCUGCAUUGGUGAGAGUCUGGAAGAGCGCGAAGCGGACAAGACCAUCGAGGUCGUGACGAGACAGCUCAACGCCGUCGCGGAGCACCUGUCCAAGGAGCAGUGGGCUAAGGUGGUCAUUGCCUACGAGCCUAUCUGGGCCAUCGGCACCGGCAAAGUCGCGACCACUGCCCAAGCUCAAGAAGUCCACUCCGCCAUCCGCAAGUGGUUGGCUGACAAGAUCUCUCCUGAGGCGUCGGACAACACCCGGGUGAUCUACGGCGGUAGCGUCAGCGAGAAGAACUGCAAGGAUCUGGCCAAGGAGCCAGACGUGGACGGAUUCCUCGUGGGAGGCGCCAGCUUGAAGCCAGCCUGUAGCAAGCAAGGAAGCAUGUCGUAG
Molecule: messenger RNA, 747 nt
Organism: Rasamsonia emersonii CBS 393.64
Lineage: Eukaryota; Fungi; Ascomycota; Eurotiomycetes; Eurotiales; Trichocomaceae
Product: Triose-phosphate isomerase
Exons: 6
Coding region: 1-747 (248 amino acids)
Biological process (GO): glycerol catabolic process; gluconeogenesis; glyceraldehyde-3-phosphate biosynthetic process
Cellular component (GO): cytosol
Molecular function (GO): triose-phosphate isomerase activity
Source: RefSeq, a predicted model, not a curated record